CACAGCUUGCGCAACUACUUCGCUUCUUUCCACCAUACUCUUUUCAUACUGCCGCGCCGUCUUGCGAAUAAUCACCCCGACCACCACAAAGAGCGCUGCUUUGACGUCGUUGCUGCCCUGACCGACGCACAGACGCGAGCGAGCCGCGGUCACACGUUCGAGUCCACGCCAACUCCAACUGACGACUGACGCCUGACGACCGCCUACGCCUCCGCCAACCAUCACGAGGCGUCUGUCACACUUGCACACAUAAUCUCCUUCAACGCUCAACCACCACUGUCAAUCAUUCACCAAAGCCUCAUGUCGUCCUCUGCAUAGCCACCAGCCUGCCAACCCAUCCCAUCGUCCACCGCACCGCACCGCACCGCCGCCAAGCCAGCACCACUCCCCACCAACGGACCAUCGCUCGCUCACUUCGCACCCCAUGCAUCCGAACGUCAAGACUGACGCUCAUCUCGCUAUUUAGGCCAUCGCGAACCACAAGAGGCCGCCUUGUAACAUCGCGGCAGUCAUGGCCGCGCCCAGGCCUCCGCCCUCCUCCUCGACGCGGCCUCAACAGCCCGAGAUGGAGCCUGACGAGGUGAUAGGAGAAUUCCGUCGAGGCAAAGAGAUUGGCAAGGGCAGCUUUGCCACCGUCUACCUGGCUCAACAUCGCAAGAAGAAGUCCUAUGCCGCCGUCAAGGCUGUCCAGAUGGCCAAGCUGUCUAAGAGACUCAAGGAGAAUCUGGCAACCGAGAUCGAGAUUUUGAAAGGCCUCAAGCAUCCGCAUAUCGUUCAGCUAUUCGUCUGUACAGACACGCCUUCAUACAUCUAUCUGGUCAUGGAAUACUGCCAGCUCUCCGACCUCGCGCAGUUCAUGAAGAAGCGGCAUCAGCUCCCCAACUUCCCAGAAACUGCAGAGAUCUUUCGCAAAUACCCCAACCCCGAGUUUGGAGGCCUCAAUGAAGUUCUUGCACGUCAUUUUUUGAAACAGAUUGCCAGCGCUCUCCAGUAUCUUCGCUCGCACAACUUAAUCCAUCGCGACAUCAAACCCCAGAAUCUACUACUUAAUCCUGCACCUACAUUCAUGGUCAAGCAGAAGCCGGAAGACGUGCCGUUAGCCGCCAGCGAGGGCUCUCUUACUCCAGCUUCUGGCGUUACUUCUCUUCCCAUGCUCAAGAUUGCCGACUUCGGCUUCGCCCGACAUCUUCCAUCCACCUCUAUGGCAGAGACUCUUUGCGGUUCACCGCUUUACAUGGCACCGGAAAUCCUCAGAUAUGAAAAGUAUGAUGCACGAGCUGACCUCUGGUCGACUGGUACUGUUCUCCACGAGAUGGUUGUUGGGAAGCCGCCCUUCAGGGCACAAAAUCACGUUGAUUUGCUACGCAAGAUCGAAAAAGCCAACGAUCUCAUUGUCUUUGACAACAAAAACAUGACUAUCAGCCGUGGCAUGAAGGACCUCAUUCGCAAGCUCCUGAAGAAGAGUCCUGUGGAACGUAUGACGUAUGAGGCUCUGUUCAAUGAUCCUGUGGUUGUCGAUGAGAUUCCUGGUCUGGCGCCCGAGGAUAAGCCGCAGGAGAGGAGCGCUCACGAGACUCAAGCAGCUGUGGACGAAUCUGCACCGGAGCCACAGCUUCAAGCCCGACGCUCUCAAGAUGAAGUCGCCGGCCGUACUUCGCGAAAGUCGUCAGAGCAGGAGUUCCAACAACGUAAGGCAGAUGAUAUGGCCAGACGGAAGUCGUCAUCCGGCAGCCAAAAUCAGCCCGAGAGUGCUCCUUUGAAACGCCAGCCCAGUCAGCGAGAGCGAGAACGAGAGCCGCGUAGACCAAGCAUUGUCGCACAUGUCACUGCUCCGGGACGUCAAGAACCCCACCAGCAGCAAGUACCCAUGACGAGCGCUCCGCCGAUACAGAGACGAGCUAGCAGAUCUUCGCCACUGGCUGGCCCGCCCUUGGUCCGCGAACCGACUAUGGAGGCAGAGAGCUCGAAGAACGAGCGUGCCGCUCGUGAAGCUCGUGAGCGAACUGCGCAAGAAGUGGCAUUCGAGAAGGAAUAUGUGGUCAUCGAGAAGCGCGCAGUCGAGGUCAAUGCAUUUGCAGAUGAACUGGAUGCGAACGCUCACUUGAUCGGUCAUGGCUCGUCUUCAAACCAAGGUGCCGUGGUACGCCGAGCAACGACCCAGGGUCAGCCAGCUUCGACCUCAGGUGCUACACCGUCAAGCCCAUCACGAGCCAUGCAAGUGGCGACUGGACGAACCCCGCACGCUCGGGGCGGGUCCUUUGAACGACGAUAUGGCCCUUCGCCGCAGUCUGCCACGAACAUGCUGACCAAAGCAUUGAACGCCGCCAAUGUUCGGCUAUUCGGAGCGCUAGGAACUUCGCCACCCUUCGGCAAAGGACAAUCUCCGCCUCGUGGCUACACUGCAUUCCCAGCAUACCCAUCUCCACCUGCUGCUCUUGCUAUUGGCGAUGGCAGCGAUACAUCGAAGGGACCGGUCGACGAGGAUACCAAGCUCGUCCGCAUCAUGGAAGAUGCAGCGCAUCGCAGCGAUGUCAUCUUUGGCUUUGCGGAAGUCAAAUACAGGCAGUUGCUGCCGGCCACACCUUCGUCCCAGGAUGCACUUGGCAUCCAGCAGAUUGGUGCACAGGAUAGCGAUUCAAAGGGCGACGAUGAAGACAAAGACAUGACUACGGUGGCGAUCAUUGGCGUGGCAGAGGAAGCUUUGGUGCUCUACGUGAAGGCUUUGGCAAUCUUAACCAAGACUAUCGAUCUUGCUGGGUUCUGGUGGAGCAACGAGCAGAAAUCACGAGCAGAAGGCACUUCUUCUUCAUCCUCGCCGCAGACCCAGGUGGCCAAUCGCAUUCUUGCAGUUGUGAAGUGGUGCCGCAAUCGCUUCAAUGAAUGCCUGGAGAAGUCGGAAGUCGUCGGACGUCGAUUGCAGGUUGCGCAGAGACAACUUCCGGAAGACCACCCCAGCCAUCCAAAGCACCAUGGUACCGAGUCUGGCACUGAGAUCGCCACAUCAGCCGAACACAUCCAUAUCACUAGCGGUGUUACGGCUGAACGACUGAUGUUCGACCGUGCAGUGGAGAUGAGCCGUGCUGCAGCUGUCAGCGAGCUCGUGGGAGAAGAGCUGAACGACUGCGAAUUGGGUUAUAAGACAGCCGUCAUGCUGUUGGAAGCAGUGUUGGAGAGUGACGACGAGCCACUCGUUCGCAAGCCAAGCCAGAAGAGAGACAAGGCUGCGGACGAGCGUGUGAAUGGCAUGGAGACCGAAGACAGGCAGACAGUCAUCAAGCUCAUUGAUGGCGCGCGAGCUCGUCUGCAUGCGCUCAGAAAGAAGAUGCAUGCCGCGCAGCAAGUGUCGGCCAAGCGUUCGAACACGAGCGGUACAGGCACGCCAAAACCAACGAGCAUUUCAUCCCCGGUGACAGCGACACCGACCAUUUCGAGCACACCGCCGCGAUGA
Pseudocercospora fijiensis CIRAD86 is the source of this 3448-nucleotide messenger RNA. Its product is annotated as Serine/threonine-protein kinase. The record is from RefSeq and is a predicted model, not a curated record. Gene Ontology annotation, cellular component: cytoplasm; autophagosome. Gene Ontology annotation, biological process: protein autophosphorylation; peptidyl-serine phosphorylation; autophagy. Gene Ontology annotation, molecular function: ATP binding; protein serine/threonine kinase activity. Lineage: Eukaryota; Fungi; Ascomycota; Dothideomycetes; Mycosphaerellales; Mycosphaerellaceae. The coding region runs from base 512 to 3448 and encodes 978 amino acids. The transcript has 3 exons.